Molecule: messenger RNA, 3171 nt
Organism: Hymenoscyphus albidus
Lineage: Eukaryota; Fungi; Ascomycota; Leotiomycetes; Helotiales; Helotiaceae
Source: the annotation of a GenBank genome assembly
CUCAGCUUCUAGCCUUACAUUUACUUGUCUUCAAACUCCUAUUGUUGUCCGAUGAAUCUUUGACAUCAUGAUGGUAUCGAAGUCCCGCACCCGCCACUUCCAAUCCCAGCAAUUGCAACAAGUACCGCAAUUGAAGCUUAAAGACUGGAGUUACAAACCCAGGAGAGCAACAUACCAGCUUGAUGUCAGCAGAUCAGAUGCGGGACUCGUUGGUAUGAUGGGAAGGGGACCCGUGGUUCCACCACCGUCUCCACCACCGUCUCCAGCACCACCAAUGCACCACGACGAAGAGUUAAUGUUUGGUCAUGGUUACGAGCGGGAAGGUUCAAGAACACCACCUCUUUUUGCAUACCACACGUACCCGGCUCCCGAGGAUUUGUCAUAUCCACUAUACCCUGAUCCACCGCCAUUCGGACCAAACUCUAUUGGAGGAAAACAAAACAACUAUCAGCCAGUUACUCUACCCUCAAUAAAUGACUCGCUCCAGUCAAUCAAGCACAGAGACUACAACAACCUGCUACCCGCCAUCGAUCAGAACCAAGGAGAAGACAAGACUAAGAAGCACGGUAGAUAUAGCAGAAACGCUUCCGCUUGAGAAAGUACUAAUAUUUUGGCUAAGCAGUUUAUGAACCUGUGCCAAAGCUUGAUCGCACAAUGACAAAACUUGCAUUACACGGCCCGAGUUUUGAAUUUACUCCUGCCGUUCCGUCUUAUUUCCAAUCGCAAGACAUUCUCUCUCAGCGACUCCAAGAAGCAAACGGAAGGUAUCUAGAAGGGCCAAAACCAGACCACUCUUCACCAUUCAGAGUAGGCUCACCACUUUCUCCGCGCAGCUGGAUCUCCUCUGCAAGUCGCACGAGAGAGCAGCAGAAGGCAGAGAACGAUGCAUGGGCACUUCAAAGACAACUAGAACGAACCUCUCCAGCAGAUACGGCACCAAAAACAGUUUCACCUGAGGAAAUUCACUUGUGUUAUAAUGAGAUCCAAAAAGACCCAUGGUACUCUCUAUCAGCACCAGAGGAAAAGAGAGAUGAGAGCGAACAAGAUCUAUGGAAAUUCAUCUCUCUCGAGCAAACUUACCCGGAGGAUGCAGAUUCAGGCAAAGACUCAAAUAUUAUUAACAAGAGGGUUCUACUUCAUGAAUUGGAUUCUAGCAUCGAUACUUUAGCAAAAGAACUUACAUCCAACACAGGACAGGACUGGUCGACAUCUUCGAGCAUCGUCAAUAAUGAUACUAUGCCGAGCUAUUGGAAUAACAUAUCCUCUGUAGCGGUGACAUCGCCUUUUUUCGAUCAACCAACUCAAUUCACCACGAAUCGUCCAGUUACGGAAGAUGUCUAUCAUGAAAUUCAAAACUUCCAUCAGUCAGCCUCGGUUCCGGACGUUGAAGGUAUCUUCGACUCCUCAUAACCGCAAGUAACUCAAGGGCUAAUACAAUUGACCAGAUGUGCAAUUACGAAUGGCAUCCUCUCCGAACAAUGAGCAAUCCUUCAAUUCCAUGGGUCCAACAAAACCAAAUGUAGUUGUCUUGAAAAAACAACUUUAUCAAGAAGGAAGCUUAACAGAGGAACAAGCACUACGAAUCCGCGAACUAGGCACUGCGAUCUUGCAGCGAGAGUCAGAUUCGCAAAAAUUGAAUAUGUCAAAGACCGAAGCUGGAGGUGUUCAAAGUCAAUACUACGAUACAAUGAAGCUAUCUGAAGCCGUGGGGCGACUCAACCCGUUUGGUAACCCGAAAGACUCUCAACGAACUUGGCGUGUUGACGAUCCUUCUCCAGCCUCUUCUAAAAGCAGAUCGAGAGAGAACAAGAGAAAGGUUCUCCGUGUGUUGAUCAAAGGAAAAGAACAUCUUUCGUGUCCAGACUCUGGGGCUUCGGAGAACAUCAUGAGUGAGGAAUUUGCCAACCAUGAAGGCUUCCACAUCCGGCCGAGGGUGAAGAUGUUACAACUCGGUAACGGAAAGUACGUCUGGUCAACUGGCAAGGUGUAUACAUCAGUAAUAGUACCAGGCCUUCCACUUUCUAGGACGAAGCAAGCUUUCUUAGUGCUGCCUGAUUGCCCUGUCCCUUUGAUUAUGGGGUUGCCAUUUCUAGAGGAAGCCGAAAUAAUGUCAAAGAAUUGGCACGUACUUGAAAGUUGUCCAGUGGAGUUGAAAAAUAUAUCCCAUCUUCUCUGGGUCGGACCGCCCCGCAACAGGAUGAAGUGUUCGUUCGCUGGUCGUGAUCUGAUUGGUGUUGCUGAUACUGGCAGCGACCUCAACAUGAUGAGUUUGGAAUGCGCGAAAAGAGAAGGAUUCGACAUCGAUCAGAGGGACAGUGCUCGAAGACGAAUCAGAUUCGGGGACGGAUCGGAAGCAGAAACCGUCGGCCAAGUCUACGUGUACAAUUUGGGAUUCGACUGGAGUCAGCCAGAGACUGAAGCGCACGAUACAUCUCCUUCCAGUCCAAAGGAUUCUCCCUCAAAUGACGCCCCAUCAGGCGUCUCAGAGGAAGAUAAUUACGAGGCUUUUCAUGUGUUCCCCGGCCUACCGUCCGAUUUGAUAUUUGGACGUGAUCUUCUCGAUAGACUUAAUGCGUUCAAUCUAUGUCCCGAUCUAGUCAGCGAACACCCCAAGAAGCGGAAGAGGCCCGAUGAAGUGCCCGUCUCUGAGCUCAACAUACUGAUCAAUGUCCGUCGCUCGAUUUUCUCAUUCUGGAAGCGAAGAAAAAACAACGCAGGAAACCCCAUUCCCCUCGACGAAAUGGAAACGCAUAAUGAUGACUGGCAUGCAGAACUUGGACGGCGCUCAAUAGAAGAAGAUAGAAUUAAACGGUUGCCGCAGCGUGAGCAAGAACGAGCUCGGAGAGCUGAAAGAAGACAGGUUACAGAAUGGGACCGACUUCACGCCCGUUGUCUUCACUGUCAUCCUGAAUGAUUCAAAGCAGACCUGGGCACGAUGGCAAUAUACAUCGGAUUAUCGCGAUAUAUCGCCGAUAAAUGUUUCCACGAUACCGAUAUUUAUCGUCUGAAAAGUGACGAUAAUCAAUAUUUUGUACCUAGAAUAAGUAUUUUUAGGGGUCGUUUUAGGGUUAUUUUAGAGGGUUUUGAGAGGUUUCUACCUAAGAAAAUUAUCCUUACUUAAGUCACAUGAUUAAACUGUAACCUUCUGUCGAUAAUAAAACCUUAGGGUAU